AUGGCAGGAUUCUAUGAGAAAAUGAGAGAGGCGUGGAAUAGGAUUAAGGACACGCUGAGGCCUGGAAGGAGGGUGGAGUCUGAGUCGUAUGAAAAGCUGUGCUCCAGGUUUGAGAGUUCGAAGCCGAUAUCGAUAUGCGAGCUUGAUGAUAUCAAGGAGCUGUGUAAGGCGAUAGCAGAGCCUCAGUGCGGAAAGAAGAUAGACGAUGGAUUUGAGAUGUUGAAGAAGAUGAGUAUGGAGAAAGCCGAGAGGGGCAUUGGGGCGAAAUGGAAGAGGAGUGAGGAUGCAGGGGAUUUGAAGGGUGAAAGGAAGGCGAAGAAGCACAGGAGAAGGGGCUACCAGAAGAAGUAUGCGCUAAAGAAAGAGAACGAUGUAAGCUGGGGGAUACUUCCGAAGAAGUACAGAGUGGAGGGAAAGACGCCAACCGAGACGAUUGAGAAGGCGAUUUGCUAUGACUCUGAAGACAAUCUUUUUCUCCAUCUGGGAGAUGUGUCUACUGACGAGGAGGAAGAGUAUUUCUGUGAAAGGAAUGUGAAGAAGCUGAAUUCUGAGGAGGUGAAAGGGAGUGUACGGUGCAACUUUGGGGGAGACUACAACUGUAAAAGAUGUGUAGAGUAUGAGAUAAGGAAAGAGUAUGAGCUGAAGGAGAAGGAAAGGAGAAGAGAGGAGAGGGAAAGGGCUGAGAAAAGAAAGAAGAUAGCCAAGGACCGAUGGGAGUCUAAGGUUCCGAGGUCCUAUUUCUAUCUUGAGAAGGAUCUUGGUGUUGACAGAACGAUGGCAAGAUAUGUUACAGACGACAAGUUUGACAUGGAUGAUCUUGAGGAGGAAGAGAAGGAGAAGCUUGUGGGUAUUCUUAGCCAAGCAAGGAGGGAGCGGCUAUUUGAUAUAGAGACGAUUGAGGGCAGGAGUGUCGGCCUUGAUGGGAAUGAAGAUAAAGUGUCUGAGAUUCCUGCUACAGAAGUUGAUGGUAAGAAGAAUGAUGAUAAGGGCGUGAUGCCGAAGGCCAGUUGGAGUCCGAAUACAGAGGAAGAUAGUAUGGGCACUGUUUUGAAUGUCGGUAAUGUGCCUAAUCCUGCUACGGUUGAUUCUUGUUCUACCUUAGAGCCUGUUUCUGGGGACAAAGAAAAUGGCUCUGAUACAGUGCAGACCGAAAUUGGCCUAGAUGCCAAAAAAGACGAAGGGGCAGUGCCACUAAAGACGCCGUUCGUGUUUGGAGGAAUGCCUGGUGAGACGGUUAGACAUGAAGAGAAGGAAGGCCUAGGGGGAAGCGUGAAGAACGAGGAGCCAAAGAGGUUUGGAUUCUGGGAUGGAAGGACUCCUGGAAUGCAAGGAGAUAUAUCGGCAUUUAGGUUUGAUUCCAGCGUUUCACAGCCUCUGACACAAAACUCACCUUCUACUGUAAAUCAUGAGAACAUCUCUAGCCCUUUUGCUUCUGAUGCCAAGGGCCCUGAGAUUAAGCCGUUUGUGUUUGGAGGGAGUACAACCCUCCAGCCCCAGCUUAGCGGUGUCCAAGAGUCUGCAGAGCCCCAUACACCGAACCCUGGGUCUUCACUACUCAAGAGAAAGAUAAGUGGAGGUGAAGAGGCUAAGCAAAGCUCUGAGAGCAGCCUUCUCUUUGGACAAGAAAGAGGCGCUUUCCUCCAGAGCAACGGUGGCAUGGCUACCGGCAUGCAAAGUUUCCCAUUGUUUGGUGGUGCAGGGCAGGAACAACCUGGUGUGCCUCGGCAGGCCGAUGCUACAGGAUCGAUAGGAAAUAUGUUCGGAAAUGGAAGGAGCCUGUUUGGAGAGCUUUUCGGGGGUACUGGGCCUUCACAGCAGCCUGCAAAGCCAAGCAUAGGAUAUGCCGAUCCAAAUGAAAAGAACGAAGGCGGCAUUGGAGGGCUUUUCGGAAAUAGCGGAAUUUUCAAUGCGUCUGACGACGAUCCUUUUGAAAGAAAUAGUCUGGGAGGAAGAAGGUGA
This is a messenger RNA of Encephalitozoon hellem ATCC 50504, 1959 nucleotides long. RefSeq lists its product as uncharacterized. The record is from RefSeq and is a predicted model, not a curated record. Lineage: Eukaryota; Fungi; Microsporidia; Unikaryonidae. The transcript has a single exon. The coding region runs from base 1 to 1959 and encodes 652 amino acids.